Molecule: messenger RNA, 2344 nt
Organism: Linum trigynum
Lineage: Eukaryota; Viridiplantae; Streptophyta; Magnoliopsida; Malpighiales; Linaceae
Source: the annotation of a GenBank genome assembly
GAUACGAAGAAACAAAGUAAGUUACAUUGCCACUACCAGUAGAUGUGGAGGUGCUGGUCAAUAGUCUCCAACUCUCUACCACAUUCGAAAUAUUUGCCACAACUUAUUAAGUAUCAUUAUCUGGACUUUAAGACGAUAAAAAAAACAGUCAUAACCCGUUUUUCAUAGAAAAUAUUUCACACAAUUAAAGCCAUCUGGACUUUAAGACGCUAAAAAUACUGGCAUAACCCGUUUUUCAUAGAAAAUGUUUCACACGAUUAAAGCCUAUUGAUUAAAAAUUAUGGAGGAGUGCAUUUAUUAAAUAUUAUUAUGCAUGGGGCAAUUUUGGUUAAGAAUAGAAGUUAAAGGAUGUGUUUGUUAGUUGCUACAAAUUAGAGAGGCCUAUUUGCCAAUUGGUACAUUACCCUUCAGUUUUGUUCGUUUGGAACCCGCCCAAAACUGGCCCGUCCCGUUCUUGAGAUCUGAAUCCUGGCUCUCGGGGAGCAGUAAACAGCUGAACACGCUGAAACCCUAGCACCCGCCUUAACAAAAUAUAACUGAAAAUACGGCAGGGACUCGAUUGCCAUGGCUUGCAAUUCCGGCAACUGCCAAUCCAAUUGUUACCAGAACGAACAAGUAGCUCAGGAUGGCUCGAUUCCGGCUCCCACCACUUGUUGCAGCGACGAUGGCGCCAACAACCAACAGCAGCAGGGCGUGUGUCUGAAGUGCAAGGUCAGCCCACCAAUUUCCAGCGGCGGUGGCGGUAGCGGCGACGAGGCCCGGUUCUGUGGAGACUGUUUCAGGACAAAUUUGUUCGGCAAGUUCCGGCUUGCCGUUACUUCCCACGCCAUGAUCACCCCUUCAGAUAACGUGCUCGUUGCUUUCUCCGGCGGCGUUGCUUCCAGGGUAGCUCUGCAGUUUGUGCAUGAUAUGCAGCAGAGAGCGCAGAGAAACUACGAAGCUAGUAAAGACAGGUCAUUGCCAGUCUUUGGCGUUGGAGUGGCAUUUGUUGAUGAAAGUACUGUAUGUUCAAUUUCUAAUGAUGAAGUUGAAGAAGCAAUUCAGGAGAUGAAAUCUACGGUGUUAGAAUUAGCUCCACCAGUAAAGCAGUUUCAUGUUGUUCCAUCAGUGAGCCUGUAUUCCUCAGGUUCGAGUGAUGAGAAAGACAGAUUGAUGAAGUUAAUAGGUGCUGUUGAUGAUGUUACUGGAAAAGAUGACUUUCUUAUGCAUUUGAGGAUGUGGGCAUUUCAGAAAGUUGCUUCUGAAAAUGGAUACACAAAGCUUGUACUGGGUCUGUGUACGUCAAGGAUUGCUUGCCAUGUCAUUGCUGCAACCGUGAAGGGUCAAGGGUAUUCUCUGUCAGCAGACAUACAAUAUGUCGACGCAAGAUGGCAAGUUCCCAUAGUUCUUCCACUUCGCGACUGUACCUCACAGGAACUUAACAUUCUGUGCCGUAUUGAUGGUCUAAAGACUUUGCAGUUGGUUAAUGAUCACCCCUCGGGCAUCAAUGGUUUGAUUUCUUCAUUUGUACACCUGUUACAGGAGGAAAAUUCUUCUAGAGAGAGCACCAUUGUCCGGACAGCUGGAAAGCUUACUCCAUUUCAUUUCAAUAGAGUGUCCGAGAUCAAUGAUUCUAGUGUUCCUUUGGCAACCCUAAGGAGGCAGAAGAGAUACAAUCUCAAGCCACAGGAAUCCAUCUCCUCAGAAUCUUUCUGUCCUAUAUGCAAUAGCCCAGUUAUUAAUUCUGACUUGCCAAGUUGUGACAGCCUGAAGCCUUUCAAGUUCAGUGAAUUUGCUGCAAGCUGCUGUCCGAGCUGUCAGUUUCAGAUACUGCCUCAGGAUCAGUCGUCAAUGAAAGAAUUCUACUCACUUUUACCGGAAGGACUAGUUUCCCGGUCUAAGCACAAAGACAAUGACAACCUGGAUAUGCUAAGGGAGCAAGUUCAGGAUUGUUUGCUAUCCAACAGUGACGACGAGACAAACUCGAGUAAGAGAAAUGCGUUGUCUCGUCUGGUCUUCUUUCUCCACGGCAAUGGAUCAUUCUCUAGCUCUCCCAGUACGUCGUGUUUUGCCCGGAGCGACGAUUAUUACAUGGUGCAGCUCCCAGUUAUGAUCUUAUUGUAUAUCGAUCCGAUCACUGAUACGUCAUUUAACUAGUGUAAUACGUUGGUACGAUACCGGUCUCAACUCUAAUGUAUCACUGGUAGUUUGUUACUGAGUACAGUGCUUUUCCCUACAGACUACAAGCAAAGGCAUGAUAGAGGUCGGAGAGACCAUUUUUCUUGGGCUGGGCCUUGAACGUCGAAUGUCGCGAGGUGGGCCUAAACCCCAACAGAACGAAACGACGCCGCUUGAAUUCCCACUU